Messenger RNA from Carya illinoinensis, 2357 nucleotides. RefSeq names its product KH domain-containing protein HEN4. Bases 127 to 2157 code for a protein of 676 amino acids. Gene Ontology annotation, biological process: regulation of gene expression. Gene Ontology annotation, cellular component: nucleus; cytoplasm. The record is from RefSeq and is a predicted model, not a curated record. The transcript is spliced from 7 exons. Gene Ontology annotation, molecular function: mRNA binding. NCBI's taxonomy places the organism in Eukaryota, Viridiplantae, Streptophyta, Magnoliopsida, Fagales, Juglandaceae.
CUUCGGAAAAAGACAUGCAUUGACUCCUCCACGUGUAUUUUCUAGGGCAGGGUAGUGUGUACUUGGGAGUCUCUCUGGAAUGACGCAUACGUUCCUCUUAACGGCAGUUGUCACUCACUCGCUCAAAUGGACGCUUCCCCCGUCAUUCCCAAGAGUUCGUCGGACCCCACCACCAGCCUCACCAUGGAGCCCGCCGCCAAGCGCCGCCACGUACCAAGUGAAACCAGUCUCUUCCGCGUCCUCUGCCCUACAACCAAAGCCGCAUCUCUCACCAGUCUCAUCCGCCACCUCCAAACCCUCACCGGCACCAAGAUCCACAUCAACUCAUUUUCCAGCUCUUCCGUCGAAGACGAGUGCGUCAUCCACAUAAUCUCCAACUCCAACAAUCACAAAGAUAGGGUUAGCACCGCCACUUGCGAGGAGGAGGAGGAGAACAAGGAGGAUGAGGAGGACAACGAGGGUUGCUCACCAGCUCAGCAGGCGCUGCUGAGAAUUUUCGACAGGAUGGUGAGGGUGUCUGGUGAUGAAAAGGAGAAAUUGAAGGAGAAUGAUCGGGAGUGGGAUGGAUUGAAUAGUCGUGAAGUAUUUAGUUGUAGGUUGCUGGUGGCGAGUAGUCAGGUAGGUUGCGUGCUAGGUAGGGGAGGUAAGAUUGUGGAGAAGAUACGACACGAGAGUGGGGCCCAAGUUAGGGUUUUAUCCAAGGAUCAUCUUCCGCCCUGUGCGUCCGCGGGUGACGAGUUGAUUCUGUUAACAGGGAACUUCUCAGCCGUAAAGAAAGCACUCCUGUCUGUUUCUAGCUGUCUUCAGGAUAACCCUAGGGUUGACACAACCAACUCUGGUUCUACUAAACCUUCAUUGGGCGUGCUAUACGGAACUUCCCUGCUACCACAUGUUGACCCUUUUCCUCACCGGGGUUUUUCAUCUAGCCUUCAUGCUGGAGAUUAUCAUUUGAGGGGUUAUUAUUCAUUUUCAGGACCUGAAAAUACUGGUGCUGGUAACAGAAUGUUUCUUGAAGAAGAGGUGAUAUUUAAAUUGUUAUGCCAACUUGAGAAAGUUGGUAGUCUAAUUGGGAAAGGUGGCUGUAUAAUAAGGGCUUUGCAAAGUGAAACUGGUGCGUCUAUCAAGAUCGCUGAUGCUGCUUGUGAUUCGGAUGAACGGGUUGUUGUGAUAUCAGCACGAGAGAAUUCUGAGCAGAAACAUUCUCCAGCACAGGAAGCUGUUAUUCAAGUGCAUUGUAGAAUUGCACAAAUUGGGUUGGAACCUGGUGCUGCUGUUGUUGCUAGGCUUCUUGUACAUUCGCAGCAGAUAGGUUGUUUACUGGGGAAAGGCGGUUUCAUUAUCACUGAAAUGAGAAGAGCUACUGGUGCUAGUAUACGCAUUUUUCCAAAAGAACAGGUUCCAAAGUGUGGUUAUCCAAAUGAUGAAGUUGUACAGGUUAUUGGAAGCUUUCAAUCCGUACAAGAUGCUUUGUUUCACAUAACAAGCAGGCUUCGUGAAACCAUAUUACCAAUGAAUCCGCUUUCUCCAAAUUUUGGUGCCCCGCCUUACUUGCCUCGUUUUCCAGAGAUGCCUCCUUUUUUCAGGCCAAGACAUAACCCAGCUUCCCCACGUAAUUAUCCUUCUCCAGUGGGACAUUCUCAUGGACAUGACAGGUCUGCCAUUCCUUCCCAGCCCCCUGAUUACCCAUCUUCAUUUUCACAUGGUACAGAUCGCAGUGGUCCGUCUAAUGGGGACCGAGUUCCCUAUCCUUGUGGGAGUGAGAGACCGGGACAUUGUUCUACUUUUGACAGACCAUCUUCUUCUCCAAGACCCUGGAAUCCUCAGACGAUUAGCAGUGGGAAUCAUAGGGGAACUUCUGAUGUUUUCGGCUUGGCUUCAAAAAAUGGGCCUCAUAGAAGCAGCGGAAGUCAAGCUCCUAUUCCAACCAGCACAAAUAUUGAGAUCACAAUUCCUGAAACAUGUUUGGGCCACGUUCGUGGAGAGAACAACAGUCACCUGACCCAGAUCCAGCAGUCCUCAGGUGCAAAGGUAUUGAUUCAUGACCUAAAACCUGGGGCUACAGAAGGUGUAGUUAUAGUAUCUGGGACACCAAAACAAACGCAUGCUGCUCAGAGCCUUAUUCAAGCUUUCAUUUUUUGUGGACAGACACAACCAUGACGACACCUGCUGAUAACUGGCAGUUAUUGGAAAUCUGUACAUGCUAUUCCUCCUCUUCUCUUCCCUGCAAUAACUGUAAAUAUUAUAUUAAAUAAGCCGUAAACGCUCAGGUAUAACUACAAUUAUUAAAAAAAUAUAUAUUAAAUUAACUUAUCAUACAUUGAAUUAUUUAUAAAUUGAAUAGAACUUUUAAAAGAGCA